This is a messenger RNA of Spodoptera frugiperda (fall armyworm), 5131 nucleotides long. RefSeq lists its product as uncharacterized. Bases 122 to 4507 code for a protein of 1461 amino acids. The record is from RefSeq and is a predicted model, not a curated record. NCBI's taxonomy places the organism in Eukaryota, Metazoa, Arthropoda, Insecta, Lepidoptera, Noctuidae. The transcript has 11 exons.
AGCAAUAUCAAAACGUUCAAUAAUAACAAUAAAGCAUGUGAACAGUUAUAUUCACUUUUCAUUGUUUUUGAAUCGUUUUAUUCAGUGAAACUUAAUACAGUUAUCAGUUUUCAUUUUUAAGAUGGCUUUAAACCCGUUAAACGAGCUAAAACGUCGACUGGACGAUGACAAAACUCCUUUGCCAAAAAGACUAUGCCUGGCAAAGAAUGUGGUGCAAUCCCAUCACUUCCCCACAGCACCUAAAGAAAGAAUCGUGGCUGAAUGGCUUUGUGCCUUGACCUCUAGAAAUAGGCUGAAUAGUGAAGAGCUGAAGAGCGUCCUUGAUUGGUUAUUUGUGGUUGAUGAUUUGACUAGUGAAUUAAAAAGUAAACUUGUACAGAUUGUAGCAGAAUUUACACAAAGGAACCCGUUACAAGCAGAAGAAAUACAAUACAUAUCAACAUUCCUAGAAAACCCUAAAAUAGUAUCACAGUUGAGUCUACAAACGGACGAAUACCUCACAAUAUCAAUCACAUUACUACAACACCUAAAAAAUGACAACAACACACAAAUGAGUCAGAAAAUACUAAACAAUUUCAUUAAAUACUAUCGAGAAUCAAAAAAGAAAUUAGAAUUCAUCAUUAAACUGCUAAACGGUGAAAACUUGGAGACAAUCUUCAGUUUUCUUGACACAGAUUGCCGCAAGACUGCGAUAGAUGUUUGUCAAAAUAUUUUGUUUCCCAUCAAUAAGAGGACCUUUUUCAUCAGUUUCUUACAAACUUUAAUCAGGAAAGAUAACUUAGAAGCAUUGAUUGCUGAAAAAGGUGACAAUAUACAGUCCGUCAUCAAAAUAAUGAACACAUUCUUUGAAUUUCCAAAAAAUCGCUUCGAUAAUGACACAAAGUUCUUGCAUAAUUUCAUAGACGUCUUUGUCAGUUCGUUCCAAAAAGAAAAUCAGAUUAUCUUUGCUUUUUACAUUAUGGUUGCUAACGUUUUAAAUAUGGAACAGAGCUUCAUCGUGCCAGCCAUGAAUUUGCCACCAAUUUUAGAAGAUGAUGCUAAAACUAAAAGGAUUCUCUUUCUAAAUAUGCUAGAGGUUUUGUUACGCAAUGAAAUUGAUAUAAAUGUCCGCUUGACUGAUACUUUUGGUGAGAAAAUAUCUAAGGUUGAGAUCAAAAAGAAUUUUACUUCUUUCCUCCAAGCUGUAAUGAUGGGGCAGCUCAAAUUGGAAGGCAAACUGGACAAGACUACAUUACAAAUAAUCAAAACAGCUUUAAAACUGGACCCUGUGUUAAUUGAACAGAAAAUUAACACAAUUCUACCACCAAUAAUGACGGCAAAGAAAAACAGCUCAAGUUUAUUAGAAUCUUACACAGAAACAAUAAACUGUUUACUAGAAAUCCUCUUCAAAUUAAGUAGAGGAACAACAUUUUUAAAUCAAAUUCUACCAUCGGUAAAAAAUAUUUUGGAAGCUGGCAACACUGAGCAGUUUGAAUUGAAACAGAAGGUUCUAGAAGCAAAACAAGAUGGCGUCGAAUGUGAGAAAAUGGAGGGAAAAAUAAUUACGGGGUCUGAUCUGUUUCCACAAGAAUGUGUGACUUUGUAUGGGAAGUUGACUUCAGAAUUGAUGUUUAGACAGAAUAAAGAACUUUUGGAGUCACUCCAGAAAGACUUUGAAGUACAUUGCUUAAUGAUGCUUGAAGAAGGAUUUGUUAGUCCAUCGAUAAUAACGCUAACGGAAGUACUAUCAGCCAUUUUGUCGUCGUUCCUACAACAGAACAAGAUGGCGGACCACACUGUACCUCUGAACAUAGCUGAAGGUUUCUGGAACUUGUACUCUAAGUUCGAAACCGAGUGCCUGGCUAAAUUCGGAGUGUGUGUAUUGAAACUUAGUUAUAAUCCUCCGCUUGUUAUAUCAUUCCUGAAACUAUGCCAAAGUUUCGCUCAACUGAAGUUGUUGAACAUAAAGUAUAGUAACGUGAAACUAGACAUAUCGCCUGGCAGUGAUACAUCGGAGGUUUUCGAUCUUAGUAUGUUAUUACCAUGCUUGAAUAGCCAGCAAUGGACGGCGCUCGCUGAGAAGAUUCAGGAUGAUGAAGCUGUUACGUUUUUGGACAACCUACUAUUAGCCAAAACAUUGGCCCUUCAAAUGUUGUCAAUAAGCAACCACCAGGAAUACGCAACAAUAACCUCGACAAAGACACAUUUGAUCAAACAAAUUGCUACCAACCCAUCACUGUUUCAAGACACUUAUUUCUGCAAAGCAUUAUUCACUGGCUUAGAAAAAUCACACAUAAAAACAUUGGCCAAAUGUUUGAUCAAACUUUGCUUGGACAACUCAGAGUUGGAUGUACUAAGAAUUGACGCAGUGGUAAACAAUAGAGAAUUGCUAAACAUGUUGGUAUUAGAAACAGCUAAAAAUAUAGCUAAAACCUUUGAAAACGGUGAAUCUUUCAGCAAAGUAUUGGGCAAAGCUGACUUCAAUAUCACCUCUUAUGCAAAAGAAGUAUCUUUAGUAGAAUACUUCAAUGAAAUAACUAUAAAUACUGAAUCACAAGAUAUACUGAAAAACUCGAUAAACAUUUACAAACAAUUACCAGUUUACUACUUAGAAGAAAACUACCAAUUGGUAGCAAUUUUUGUUAUGCUGGCAAUCAAGAAAUGUUCAACUGUCAAAAAACUGAAACGCAGCAUAGAUUAUGUUCUACAAAGCAUUUACGAAUUGAGCUCCCAGAGACCAGACUUGUAUCAAUUAUUCCCAGCUGAUAAUAUAUUUAAUUUCAAAGAUAAUUCUUUAUUAGAAUUACUGACAUUAAAAAUUAAAACGCCAAACACUUUGCUUAUAAUCAAAAGCCUGUUGGAAUUAGCUGUGAAAAAGGUUCGGAUUGACAGUGACCAAGUGAAAAAUAUAGUAGAAAGGCUCUUAAAAAAGAAUAAGAAAUCUAUUUCUGACAUAGAAGCUUUCAACGACCCUGUGUUCCAAAUAACUUGUUUGAUACUUCCGUCAAUAGUGAAGCAAAAGAAAGCUAUAACUGCAAGUGCUUUCCGAUCAAUACUAGCGGACCUACAAGAAAAACUGCACAAAUCUUUACUAGAAUCGUUUAAAAACAUCGAUUUUGGUAAUAGUAGCUUUUCAUUAAACGAUACUGGUAACACUGAAGAUAGUGUUGUGCAAUCGGAAAGUAGUGUGGCAACUUUGAACGCUAUGGUGGCGUAUUCGUUGACACUUUCGAGGUAUUCCGAAAAUCCGGAAGGGGAGGAUGUGAAACAUUUGGACUGCUUAUUAACUGCCUUGGAGUUCUUCGUACAAAAUGCUAUAAAAACAACAGAAAAUCCGGAUUCCAAACCCCAACACAUAGAUUCAUCAAUUCAACUACUAAACGUAGUAUUACGACGCAUGAAGAAACUAGAAACACACUCAGUUUUCCAAGAAAAAGACAAAUUGUUCCUUCAAAUAUGGCGUAGUAUAAAAACUCGGCUAAUGUUGGAACAAGAAAAGAAAGUACUAAGUGGUAAUAGUUAUGAAGAAAUUGGUACUACGUUGAAGUUACUGUGUGAACUGUCUUCAGUUGAAUGUUAUGUCACGAAUUUCGUUGGUGAUCUCAAUAAUUUGGUCGUUUUGAAGAAACCAUCUCAACAAAAAGACAACAGUGCGGAGAUCAAAUCUCGCAAAGUUUUCAAAUUCCUAUGGUCGCAAUGUCUCAAAGCAAAUAUCGUGGGCCCCAAAUGUGUUGCCAUGUCAAAAUUAAUGCACCGCGCUUGUAAGAAUUUGAGGAAUUGGAUGCGGCAACACUAUGACUAUGAAGACAGUGUUGCCAGAGUAAAUGAAGAUAUUUCUACCGAAGAUUUAGUUGUGAAAGUUAUUAAAGUGGAUGAUGAGAUUUGUGAAAUUGUGAGAUUGGAUUUAGAUGCAUUGUCGGAACUGCUUUUGGCAGCUAAAAAGAUAUCCCUAGACUACAGUUUCGUCGACGUCACAUUCGAAGUACAGCACUUAAUACAUUAUGUGCUGAGUAACAAAUAUAAUCUGAAGUUCGAUAUAUCGUGGGAGGCAUUCUUCAUAUUGUUUGAGGGAUGUGUUGCAGUACUCAAUAAUAUGCUGCUGGCUAGAGAAGAGGUUUUAGAAGACAGAUGGCCAUGCUACAUGCAGUGCUACAGAGCGCUCAUUACAUCGCUCUGUGAACGAGCGACAUCACACGCCCAGCUAGAGAGGAGGAUCGAAGAAAAACUCGCUGAAAUGGCGCACUCUAUUGAGAAAUUGACUCAAUCAAUAAGCAAGCGUAAGAAGCAUGUUUCAAGAAUAGCAGCAUACACGGUAGCGGAUCUCUGUACCUCUCUAGAAAGGAACGCACCAACGAAAAUGGUUCGCCAACACCUAGAAAAUUCCGUAGCCCUACUCAUACAGGCGUGUGAUAGCACAUAUGCUAUGUCCUUCUUGAAACGAGGACUAGUGGGCUAUGUAGGACAAAUGACUAUGACCAAUUUGUACACUAUGUAUAAGAGGUACCAUAAGUAUAUGGGUAAUUCAUAAGUAUUACAUUAUUGUGAAAAUAAAUAGUCUUCGUGAAGUGUCUGAGAAUGAAUGAGAAUUUGGUGCUCUGGCUUGUUAACUGACGUAAAUACCGUAUUUUUUUAUAAUAACUGUCGCGAGAAAUACCAAAUUAACUAAAAAGUGAUUUUUAGUUAAACCGUGAGGUUUGAAGAAAAGCUCUUCUAGUUUCGAGUCACAGAGGGACUGUGAAAACUGCUAGAUGAAGAGAUCGUCUGUGACUCGAAACUAGCAGAGAUUUUCUUUUAAUUUUAUAUGAAAAGUUAAAAUAAGUGUCCAAUGUUUUAAAAUAAUCAGAUUACGUAGUAGUAUGUAUAGUUGUAUACUACACUAUUGUUAAAUUGUUAACAAACAAAAUAAAAAUAUGUCAUGUUGUAAAAUACUUUAUUAAAGUUUUCCUAGUAGGUUACCCUUAAACAUUUUUAUUCAUAUUACAAUGUGUGUCUAUUUUGUUAUAUUAUUAUCGUCGAUUAUGAACCCCGAAUGUUUAAUACAUUGUAUACAACUCCACACAUUAAAGCUACAGGUUAAAAUGGUUUUUUUUUAUUCCAGAGUAUAAUAAAUCUAAAUGUCUAUGUAACAUACCUAAAAUAUAAAAAAUAAUUC